This is a messenger RNA of Alligator mississippiensis (American alligator), 2761 nucleotides long. RefSeq names its product aconitase 2 (gene ACO2). The transcript has 18 exons. Gene Ontology annotation, cellular component: cytosol; mitochondrion. Gene Ontology annotation, biological process: tricarboxylic acid cycle. Lineage: Eukaryota; Metazoa; Chordata; Crocodylia; Alligatoridae. Gene Ontology annotation, molecular function: 4 iron, 4 sulfur cluster binding; aconitate hydratase activity. The record is from RefSeq and is a predicted model, not a curated record. The coding region runs from base 72 to 2423 and encodes 783 amino acids.
GUCGUCCGCGCUUCUCUUAAAGCGGGUCGUGACGUCAUCAGCACGCGACCUCAUCUUUGUCAGUGAACAAAAUGGCGCCGUACUGUGUCCUGGCGGCUCGGCUAAGGCAAGCCCUGAGUAAUGGUGUACGGAGAUACCAUGUUGCUCCUGUUAUGUGCCAGCGGGCAAAGGUGGCCAUGAGCCACUUUGAGCCUAAUGAAUAUAUUCAUUAUGAGAAGCUUGAGAAGAACAUCAACAUCAUCCAUAAGAGGUUAGACCGUCCUUUGACCUUGUCUGAAAAGAUUGUAUAUGGGCACUUAGAUGACCCGGUGAAACAGGAUAUUGAGCGGGGCAAGACCUACCUGCGCCUGCGGCCAGACCGUGUGGCCAUGCAAGAUGCCACUGCUCAGAUGGCAAUGCUGCAGUUCAUCAGCAGUGGACUGCCCAAGGUGGCAGUGCCCUCUACCAUCCACUGUGACCACCUUAUUGAAGCCCAGAUAGGUGGUGAAAAGGAUCUUCAGAGAGCUAAGGAUAUUAACAAGGAGGUGUACAACUUCCUAGCCACAGCUGGUGCCAAGUAUGGAGUAGGGUUCUGGAAACCUGGAUCAGGAAUCAUCCACCAGAUCAUUUUGGAGAACUACGCAUACCCUGGGGUUAUGCUGAUUGGCACAGACUCCCACACACCCAAUGGAGGUGGCCUGGGAGGAGUUUGCAUAGGAGUGGGAGGAGCUGAUGCUGUAGAUGUCAUGGCAGGAAUCGCUUGGGAGCUCAAGUGUCCAAAGGUUAUUGGCGUGAAACUGACCGGCAAGCUGUCAGGUUGGAGCUCUCCUAAAGAUGUGAUCUUGAAAGUGGCUGGCAUCCUCACUGUGAAAGGUGGCACGGGUGCCAUCAUAGAGUAUCAUGGGCCUGGAGUGGACUCCAUCUCUUGUACCGGAAUGGCAACAAUCUGUAAUAUGGGAGCAGAGAUUGGUGCCACCACCUCCAUUUUCCCUUAUAACCAGCGAAUGAACAAAUACUUAAAGAAGACUGGGCGAGCUGACAUUGCUGCUUUGGCAGACGAAUUCCAGGAGCACUUGCAGCCUGAUGCUGGUUGCCACUAUGACCAGGUCAUUGAAAUCAACCUCAAUGAGCUGGAGCCACAUAUCAAUGGGCCUUUCACACCAGACCUAGCGCACAAGGUGACAGAAAUUGGCAUUGUGGCAGAAAAAGAGGGCUGGCCGCUGGAUAUUAGAGUUGGGCUGAUUGGCAGCUGCACGAAUUCGAGCUAUGAGGACAUGGGGCGUGCUGCUGCGGUGGCGAAGCAGGCUCUGGCACAUGGGCGGAAGUGCGUGUCUCAGUUCACCAUCACACCUGGCUCGGAGCAGAUCCGAGCUACCAUAGAACGAGACGGCUAUGCUCAAAUUCUGCGUGAUGUUGGGGGAGUGGUUCUUGCCAAUGCCUGUGGGCCAUGCAUUGGACAGUGGGACAGGAAAGACAUCAAGAAGGGAGAGAAGAACACAAUUGUUACAUCCUACAACAGAAACUUCACAGGCCGCAAUGAUGCAAACCCAGAGACGCAUGCAUUUGUGACCUCUCCAGAGAUUGUCACAGCCCUAAGUAUUGCUGGCACUUUGAAAUUUAACCCUGAGACAGACUACCUGAUAGGAACUGAUGGGAAGAAGUUUCAACUAGAAGCUCCUGAUGCAGAUGAACUGCCUAGACUGGAGUUUGAUUCUGGCCAGGACACCUACCAGUAUCCUCCCAAGGAUGGUAGUGGGCAGCAUGUGGAUGUAAGUCCCACCAGCCAACGCCUGCAGCUGCUUGAGCCUUUUGAUAAGUGGGAUGGCAAGGACCUGGAAGACAUGUUGAUCCUCAUCAAGGUAAAAGGGAAAUGCACUACUGACCACAUCUCUGCAGCUGGUCCCUGGCUCAAAUUCCGUGGCCAUCUGGACAACAUCUCCAACAACCUGCUGAUUGGAGCCAUCAAUAUGGAGAAUGGCAAGGCCAACUCAGUGAGGAACGCUUUAACCCAGGAGUUUGGGCCAGUUCCAGACACAGCCCGUUAUUACAAAAAAAUGGGCCUCAAGUGGGUGGUUGUUGGAGAUGAAAACUAUGGUGAGGGAUCAAGUCGGGAGCAUGCAGCUUUAGAACCACGUCACUUGGGAGGCAGAGUUAUCAUCACCAAGAGCUUUGCCAGGAUCCAUGAAACCAACCUGAAGAAGCAAGGCCUAUUACCUCUCACUUUUGCUGACCCAGCUGACUACAACAAGAUCCACCCUGUGGAUAAGCUGAGCAUAGUGGGCCUAAAAGAUUUUGCACCUGGAAAGCCUUUGAAAUGCAUCAUCAAACAUCCCAAUGGGAGCGAGGAGACCAUCAUACUGAAUCACACCUUCAACGAGACACAGAUUGAGUGGUUUAAGGCUGGCAGUGCCCUGAAUAGAAUGAAAGAGCUGCAGCAGCACUGAAACAUGCACAUGCAUCCCCAGAGGACUUGGCUCUGGCAUUUUCAUAAAAGUGCAAUUCCAUGCCUGUUCUUAAGAAUACGUGUCUGAUCAAAUGUAACCAUAGCUUCCUUUUCGUGAUGGCACUUCCUCUGCACCGAAGCUACGAACGGGGAGUGCAGCAAGGCUUACAUCUUUUUUUGUUUUGUCUUCUAAAUUCUGUAGCUCCCUUUCUCAUUUUGGUUCAAAUUUUAAUGGUCCCACAACUUAAUAUUUAUUUUUGAAGGGAAUGUGUGGUUUUCUGUCUGGUCACUUCCAUGACAGCUGAAUGAUUUACAAUAAAAUCAAAGAUUGUGACUGAC